AUAUUAAGUAUAGAGAGAGUGUGUAUUACCAAAAAAGGAAAUAGGACAUUUCGUUUGGGACAGCCCAAAAAGAAAAAUAAGACAUUUGGUUUGGGACGGAGGGAGUAUAAGAGUAGACAUGGUAGAUCUAGAAAAUGAGAAUCCAGCGGACAGCAUAACAGUGUGAAAGAAAACUAGUAAACACGGGAAAGACCAAUCCCACGGUUUAAGCAUUCGCAAAUAUGAAUUCCAGCCAAGCCUGUCUCACAUGUUUGCCUACUACUACUAUAUCAUCAUCAUCAUCACCAUCUCCUCUCCUAUGCGUAUAUAUACGUGCCUGUACGGUGGAGAGACAUCAAACUACCUGAUCCUAAGAUUCUCUUUUAUACUCAUCAAGCUUCUGCCUUUCAGACAAAAACCGCCCCUUUCUAUCAUUCCAAUUCCACUAUAACACUCUCCAUUCUGCUACAUGCUUUUGUCUUUUCUUCUUUGCAUUUUCCUUCCCCCCCUUUCUAUACAAUCCACUAUUGCUCUCAACCGACUCACAAUCUAACAUGCCCAUCUUCACUUUUCUCCUUUUCUUCAUUCUCUCCAAUCAUUCUUUACUCACCGCCGCCACUGGGAAUGCCACCACUAUUGCCAACUCCACCACCGCUCCACCGCCGCCGCUCAGAACCUCCGCGGCGUUCAAGCCCGGAAUAGCGGCCGUGGUGGGGAUACUCACCACCACUUUCUCAAUCACUUUUUUACUGCUUCUUUACGUGAAGCAUUGCAAAGGGAGCAGCUACGGUAAUGCUUCGAGAGGCUACCCGCCGUCGAGGAGGAACUCCGGGAUCAACCGGAAGGUGAUCGAGUCGCUGCCGAUGUUCCGGUUCUCGUCGCUGCGCGGGCACAAGGACGGCCUCGAGUGCGCCGUCUGCCUGAACAAGUUCGAGGCGGAGGAGGUGCUGCGGCUGCUGCCCAAAUGCAAGCACGCCUUCCACGUGGAGUGCGUCGAUACCUGGCUUGAGGCGCACUCCACGUGUCCGCUCUGCCGCUACAGGGUGGACCCCGAGGACGUGCUGCUCGUCGACACCAGCGCUCUAGCCACGCCGCGGGCCAGCGGCGCCGCCCCCGCCCCCGCACCGGCCCCGAGGGUGUCGGGGCGGCACUCCUCCGCGGGGGAGCGGGGCACCGCCCUGGAGAUCAUCGCGGAGAAUCCGCGGGACGAUCUCCUCCGGGGGCGCGUGUCGCUGGACAGCUGGAACUCCCGCCGGAAAACAGGGGCGGGUUCUGGCGGGAAAAUGUUGGACAGGUUGUCAGUGGCGGAAAAUCCGGGCAGGAGGGGGAAAGCGGGCAGGAAAGACGGGCAGCUGCCGGUGCAGGGGGACAAGCAUCGCCUGGAGCACCGGAUCAUAAUAUCGGGGGGCGGGGAGGGGCUGCGGCGGUGGAGCGACGUGCAGGCGGCGGAUUUGCUGUACCUGGGAUCGGAAAUGCUGCUGGGUGGAGAGGAGGGGGAGAGUGGCAGCGGCGUAAUAAAUGGGAGAAGCGUGUCGGAAAUAACAGGGAUGAGUAGGUACAGGGGCAAUAAUGGAGGGAAGGAGGAGAGAGAGAGACAGGAGGAAGGCGUUGUAAACAGGUGGUUGGCCUGGAUUUCUCAAUCCCAACACCACCACAAUCCAGCUGUACAAUCUGCCACUUCUGCUGCUGCUUCUUCUCCUAUUGUUCUUUAGGCAAAAUCAUUAUUUAAUACUCUGUUUUUUUUUCCUUGAUUUUUGUUACUGAUCUAUACAAGGGCUAAACAUUCAUAUCUCCA
Molecule: messenger RNA, 1774 nt
Organism: Salvia miltiorrhiza (redroot sage)
Lineage: Eukaryota; Viridiplantae; Streptophyta; Magnoliopsida; Lamiales; Lamiaceae
Product: RING-H2 finger protein ATL43-like
Exons: 1
Coding region: 534-1691 (385 amino acids)
Source: RefSeq, a predicted model, not a curated record